Leptinotarsa decemlineata (Colorado potato beetle) is the source of this 1387-nucleotide messenger RNA. RefSeq names its product putative DNA helicase Ino80. NCBI's taxonomy places the organism in Eukaryota, Metazoa, Arthropoda, Insecta, Coleoptera, Chrysomelidae. The record is from RefSeq and is a predicted model, not a curated record.
CUAACCACCAUAAAAAAAUUUAAUCAAACUCUCACAGGUAUUGAGACCAAUUUGAUUUUUCAUUUUUAUAUGAACAUUGUCGAAUGAAAAAUUUCUCCAAAAACAUGAACCAGUAUUUAAAAUUUCAAAAUAGAGGAUGUCUCAUGUUACGUGAUAUACAGUAUAAAAAAAUCUAUGAACAUAUUCUGAUAGUGCAUGGCAAUAUUUAAAUAGAUUUCCAAUACCUCUACAAAUGAAAAAAAUUAUAGAAGAAAUUAAAUAUUGAAAUCAUACAUUUUUUCCUGCAUUCCUCUGGAAGCAAAAAAGUUUUGAAAUUGAACCGAUUCUGUAUCUCUUAUCGUUUUUGAAAUCCAUGCAUAGACUCGAAUUUGAAGAGCCCCAUAAAAAAAUUACCUUAGCUUUAAAACUUUCAUAAAUUUAAUAAGCCAAUAUAUUUGUCAGAUUAUAAAGAAUAUCUCUUCUCACCAUUAUUACCCUAUACUUCAGAAAAAUUGUUGAGGAAAACACUUGACUUAUAUUAUAGCAAGAGAAAUUGGCUUGAAGAUAUGUAAUGAAGCAAAGUUUUGAGAGUACUUGGCAUGAAAGUAGAAUAGAUUCUGAACCUCAUUCUCCAAAAGAUUAUUACAACCUUAAAAAUGUUUCUGUCAGACGUAAAUGGCUUGCUGAUGUUCUUCAAGAAAAUUCUGAUGUUACUCCGGAAGAUGUGCAGUACAAACAUAUUAUGCGUAUGCAUUCAUAUCAGAAGUAUCUCCGUAAAACUAAAGAGAACUAUGAUAAUUAUAUGUUUUAUGGAUCUGGACUCGUUAGUAAUGUUGAUCACUAUCCCGAGAUAGAAAAGCACCUUCCAGUACAAGCAAAAAGACGAAUAAAUAAACCAGAAGAUACAUCCAAAUCCCCGCUCUACCAUCCUGAGAUUUUGGAUGAUAUUUCGGAUGAGCCCUGCUUAGACUUGAAUCUCCAAAAUGGUAUGGAAUUCCAGCCAUUAGAUGAUCUUGAUAAUUCCGAUUAUGGUCUCUCUAUAUCAACUGAACCACUGUUAUCAAAUUCACACAUGACAGUCACUGCUCCAAAAAGAAAAGCUAAGAAAUUCAAGGAUGAAGAAUCAAAAAAGAAGUGGGAGGACAUGAUGGCCCUGAAGAGGAGAAAACUGUUCACCAGUAUAGUCAAAAAGGAAAUCGGAAAACAGCAUAGAUCAAAAAUAAACAAGCACAAGGAGAUGCUGCUACAGUGCAAAAGAGUGGCUUCUCACUGUGUCAAAUAUGCUCGUCAAAAGGCGGUAGGUAAUCUUCUUUGCAAAUCAAAUUCUGGGGCUUGUUUUGAUUAUAGGUGGCCAACGAUAAAUAAAACAGUAGUUCUGAUUCUUGGGAAUAGAACAACUCUGCUGUAA